UUUUUGGUAGAGUACUAACCCGGGCUGGGGGUUUCCGAGUUCAGAAACAUGGUAUUUUGAUGAAAUUAGGUUUUUCGCGGUUGAAAAAUUCCCGGUUGCUGACUCUGCAAUGUGUAAAGUUUGAACUCUAAUUUUUGCAAAAAUUUUUUUUAUUCUUUUAAAUGUUAUAUAUUAUAUUUUUAUUCUAUUUUGUUUCGUUGCUUCUUUAUUUUUUUUUGUUAUUGAUCUUCAUAAAUUUAAAUCUAUCAUCUUUUUGAGAAGUUGAUUUCUUUACUACUUACAUAUUUUAACCUUGUUUUAACAAAUUAAUUUUUAUCUAGUUAAAUAUAAAUGUUUUCAACCAAAGUUAUUGUUCGCUCGUUUAACUCCAGUUCGCGAAUGUUUUCUCAAAUGGGUGACAUGGGUAGUGGCGCUGGAAAGGGAGGUGGAAGUGGAGGUUCAAUUCGUGAUGCUGGCGGUGCUUAUGGGAAGAUGGAAGCUGCACGUGAGGAGGAAUAUUUUCACAAAUUGAAGCAAGCUCAACUCAAGGCGCUCAAGCAACAAUUGGUCCGUGAACAAUCACACCAUGAGGAGCAAGCAAAACAUCAUCAAGAUGUGAUUGAACGACACAAGAAGCGCAUUAAAGAAUUGGAGGAGGAAGAAAAGUGA
This is a messenger RNA of Meloidogyne enterolobii, 648 nucleotides long. The record is from the annotation of a GenBank genome assembly. NCBI's taxonomy places the organism in Eukaryota, Metazoa, Nematoda, Chromadorea, Rhabditida, Meloidogynidae.